AUUAACUGUGGUUUUGAAAUCAACAUUUAGCUGAGGGACGAAUCACAGAUCGACAGCGUCCUGGUGCGUCAGCGGCUGCCGGGGACUUUUAUUUUGUCAUCUCUCAGGAAGUGUGUGUUUGGCUUGGUUGGGUAACAACGGCGCGGGGAGACACGCUCACACUCGCUUCCACACACAGGAGAUUGAAGCACUUAGAGACGCGCAAAGGUCAGCGGCGUCUUCUUUAUUUCCACCCCGACAGCUAAAAGUGUUUUGAGUCAAGCAUCGUAAAGCGUCAGGCUUUUAAUUUUGGUGUCAAAUUAUUGUCAUUUCAGACACCGAUCUGAAGGAUUUAGCGUCUUGCUGUUUUGAUUUUUGUUUGGCGUGAAAACAACUCCACCGGGCUUGUAUGCACUGAGGAGGACGGAGAACCUGGAUAGUGGAUACGAAGCGGAGCGGAGCGCAUCAGACGGGGUCCAACAACCCACCAGGUAUGGCAGCAGUGUUGCCGAGGACUCUUGGUGAGCUGCAGCUCUACCGGAUACUGCAGCGGGCGAACCUCCUCUACUACUACGAGGCCUUCAUUCAGCAGGGCGGGGACGAUGUGCAGCAGUUGUGUGAAGCUGGGGAGGAGGAGUUUCUGGAGAUCAUGGCCUUGGUGGGCAUGGCUAGCAAGCCGCUGCAUGUACGCAGACUGCAGAAGGCGCUGCGGGACUGGGUCACCAACCCGGCUAUCUUUAAUCAGCCGCUCACCUCGCUGCCUGUGUGCAGCAUCCCUGUCUACAAGCUCCCAGAAGGCUCCCCGACUCUUCUAGGGAGCCAGGACCGUGCAGGCAGUGUUAAGAUGUCUAAAGGCAUCGGCGCCGCUUGCUCUGACGCGGGAAAGCUGGAAGUGUCUCGAGACAAAGCAUCAGGCAGCUCACCACUCCAAGGCGGGAGUGACGCUCGGUUCUGGUCGGGUCACAGCAACGACAGCGAGCACAGCCUUUCGCCCUCUGACCUCGGCUCACCGUCGUCUCCCAGAGAUGGCCUCGAGGCUCUGGACACUGCCGCCGUGCAGUCGGUCCUGGAGUGCGUGGACCGGAUGGCACCAGGACUUCCAAAAUCGGACUUGUCCGAGGUCAAAGAUCAGCUGAAGAACAACAAAAAACUAGCAAAGAUGAUUGGACACAUCUUUGAAAUGAGCGACGAUGACCCGCGACGGGAAGAUGAGAUUAGAAAAUAUAGCGCCAUCUAUGGACGAUUUGACUCCAAGAGACGGGACGGCAAACACUUGACCCUGCACGAGCUGACUGUGAACGAGGCGGCUGCGCAGCUGUGUAUGAGGGAUGUGGCUCUGCUGACCCGGCGCGACGAGUUGUUUGGACUGGCCCGACAGAUCUCCAGAGAAGUCACAUACAAGUACACCUAUCGAACCAGCAAGUCCCGGUGUGGAGACAGAGAUGAGCCGUCGCCGAAAAGGAUAAAAACAGAAGAAAACUUCUUUGACAUCCAAGAGGCGCUGCAGGCAAUUCACAUGAGGCAGGAGAUGCUCAGGGAGCAACUGGCUAGCGCCAAGUCCAAAGGAGACGAGAGCAUUGGUCGGAACCUGCAGAUGCAGCUGGAGCGACUCCUGGCCAGACAGAUGGAGAUCCUUCAGGAUGCUGCUGUCCAGGAGCGACUGCAGGCUCUAGAUUGGAGGAUCCCCCCCGCCGCCCUCAAGUACCUUAACAGCGCACAGAACACCAAUGGAGCCAGCGGUGAUGCUGCCAGAGACCACCAGGAGGAACGGCCGCUCAACCUGAGGGUUGUCAGUCAAACCAUGCCGGAGGGCGAGCUGCCGCUGGGCAAGCAGCUAGCCAACGAGCUAAAGCGACAUCACAACCACAACAACAGCAACAACAACAACAACAACAACAGCAGCAGCAACAACACAGAUGAGCCCAAAACACCAGCAACAGAAAACGGAACGAUGACUUUGUCACAGCGAACAUCGAGCAACGCAGAGAAGAAGGCCAUCAAGUCCGAGCCCGAAGAUUCUACGUAGUGCCUCCCGCCUCACCCGCCACUCCUGCCCUCCCUGUGUUCAUUAUCUCACAUUUGACAGUAUGCAGCUUUCCACCGUCAAUAGAUACUAAGCAAGCACAGCCACAGUAGAGCCUUAACAACCAACGUUGCCUCAUAAAUAGCAUUUAUUUUUCUUUAAUUUUUCCUCACUCUUGUUGAAAAGAAGACAAACUAUUUGCCAAAGUACCUAGGAGCACUUUGAGAAGCCUCUGGAUGCUCUGCGGGUCUUUGUUGAUUAUUUGUAAAUGUUUGGAAUAUUUGUGAGAGGAUGUUGUUUACCCUGGUCUUUCCUUUCCUUGUCGUUGCUUACUUUCGACGAUCAGGUCGCAGGCGUCUCUGUGUGGGCUGAAUCUUGACUCAAGUGCAUUCUGGAUGUGUAUGGCAUUAUAGAUCAAGUUCGGCCGCUUGGCUCAAAUUUAUGGCCACAUUUCUCUUAAUGGACUUCAGCAAACCUGAAUACAAUGUUUGUCUGGCUGUUUCUGUUUGUUUUGAAGUGUUAUCAAAGUCAAUGAGGAGUUGUUUAUUUCCAGGUAGACUGUAAAUUGCUUUACAUUAAAGUGAGUAUAAAGGUUUCAUGUUGGAAGUGAUUUUCGUGUGACGCCAGAAGUACAUACAGAUCACAAACCCUCACAGUAAAGAGGAAUCAUGUUUAGGACCCUUCACAUCGAAAACAGCUCUGUGGAGAUAAAGUAAAUGAAUUAGUGAAACAGCACUUAAAACUCAACUUCAACGCAUUCCAAUAAUGUUAUCACAAGAACCAAAGAUUCAAUCAGCCUGUAAUGAAAGUGUUCCUCCUUUUGAGUUCAGAUUCAGCCUCAGCACCUGCCUGUUUUGAUUGUUUUGUUGGAGCAAAGAAGCAGUGUCCUCUAACAAGGUGUACAGGAGUUGCUGUGUUUGUCGCGGUGGCUGAGCUAACCCGCCGUAACUUGUUGAUUUCACUUCAGCGGAGCGCUGCUGUUGAACUGAAUCACAUGUCUCUGUACCAGCGGCAACGGAAAAACGUGAUUUAUCUUGCCUGGCUGCUCUCUUGAGCGCCGGCCUCGGGUUUGUAAAUACCUAAUCGUGUUAGCCUAAUCUCUCAACCAGGGUUUCCUCUUCAAGCGUAAUAUUGAUGUUAAUCUCGUGUCGAUAGUGUUAAUGUACUUGAAACCAACAAAAAAAUGUGUCAAUGAAAAAAUAAAAAAAUAAACCUUGCGGGACGAUCACAGCGUUGACUAGGCUUAGCUCAUCGCAGUGUUCAACUCUUCUGUAAGUGCAAAUGUUUUGCUGUUUCGAAGCAUCUUCAUGACAUUAACAGUGUUUAAAUGUGUUUGUCUCACUGUGUAAAUAUGCCCUGGCAGGUAGACUGACUAGUGACGGAACAAUGCAAUAUUUAUGUGAGUUCAAUCUGUUCAUCUUGUCAUGUGCUCAGUAACUGUACGUCUGUCAUCUGCAACAGACAGAAACCACCUACGACUGUGUUUUGUCCUACUUUUAGCGCACUGUACUCAAAGGCGCACAUUUUGUAACGUUUAGUUAUGAGUGAGGAUUUGAAGAGAACUGGUGCUGUGAAUCGGUGUUUCUCCUGUGCGUUCAUGAAACAUUCCGCAAAAUAUGAGCGAAAAAUUGUACCUGCAGACAGUGAAGAUCAACUCCAUUGAUCUUGGGAAAUAAAAAAGGAGUAAGAUAAGCCAGCAACUCCUCUCUAAAUGUAUGCGUCCAAGAGCUGGAGAGAUCCAGGAGCAGGAGAAACGCUGUUUUAGAACUACAUGGUGGUUAAAUCUGUAAAUCGUCAGUGCAUGUGUGACCUUUUGUCUCCUCGCUGUUCAGUGUAAAGUGGUAGAUUAGGCUUCACCGAGUUAUGCACCUGUUUUUUUUAAACACUAAUAUAUUUGAUUUGUUACUCAGCGCAUAACAUUAAACUUUAUUUUUGUCAA
This is a messenger RNA of Synchiropus splendidus (mandarinfish), 3941 nucleotides long. RefSeq names its product NGFI-A-binding protein 1-like. The record is from RefSeq and is a predicted model, not a curated record. Gene Ontology annotation, cellular component: nucleus. Gene Ontology annotation, biological process: negative regulation of DNA-templated transcription. NCBI's taxonomy places the organism in Eukaryota, Metazoa, Chordata, Actinopteri, Syngnathiformes, Callionymidae. The coding region runs from base 473 to 2005 and encodes 510 amino acids. Gene Ontology annotation, molecular function: transcription coregulator activity; transcription factor binding. The transcript is spliced from 8 exons.